AUGAGGAUCCUCUGCCUCCACGGAUACGGCACCAACCCGGCCAGCAUGAACCAGCAACUGGCGGGGUUGCGCCAACACGCGCCCCCGGACUGGGAGUUUGUCUUCCUGCGCGGACCGACCGAGUGCCAUCCCGCCAAGUUCCCCGGCCCGUUCAACUGCUACGCCCGGAGCAUGUCCCCCGACCAGACCCGGGCCACCUACACGCUGCUCGACCACACGAUCCGCACGCAGGGCCCGUUCGACGGGGUCCUGGGCUUCAGCCACGGGGCCGCCGUGGCCCUGUCGUACCUGCUGGAGGGCUUCGCGGCCGUCGGCGCCGCCCCCGCGGAGUACCCCUUCCGCUUCACCGUCUUCUUCUCGUGCAUCUUCGCCUGCUCCGCCGACCGCGCCUUUGUCGAGGAACUGUACCCCGGGCUGCGGCCGGAGGAGUGGAGCAAGGUCCGCUCGUGCGACUACGCGCAGCUGGACACGUUGCCGGACCGGCUGCGCACGGUCACGACGGCCAUCAGUCGCCUGCUGGACUGCGUGCAUCCGAUCACCCGCGAGCCGCGCGGCUUCUUCCUGGAUAAGCCCGUCCAGGAGACGCCGCUGCUGCUGUACCCUCCCGUCGUGGCGGCGAGGGUCCAGAUCCCGACGCUGCAUGUCUGGGGCCGGAACGAGCCGAAGGGGCUGCGGGACGCGUCAUCCUGGGCGAUCCAGCUGUGUGAGAGCGGGGUGACGAGGUCGCUGGUGCAUUCCUGUGGACAUGAUGUGCCGAGGUCGGCGCCGGAGUUGGAGAGGAUUGUGUCGAUGAUGCAGGAGAUGGGGGGGGAAAGGGUCAGAGCUGUGCUGUAG
Aspergillus aculeatinus CBS 121060 is the source of this 834-nucleotide messenger RNA. RefSeq lists its product as uncharacterized. NCBI's taxonomy places the organism in Eukaryota, Fungi, Ascomycota, Eurotiomycetes, Eurotiales, Aspergillaceae. The coding region runs from base 1 to 834 and encodes 277 amino acids. The record is from RefSeq and is a predicted model, not a curated record. Gene Ontology annotation, cellular component: nucleus; cytoplasm. The transcript has 2 exons.